Penicillium diatomitis is the source of this 1866-nucleotide messenger RNA. Its product is annotated as putative DNA polymerase iota. The transcript has 2 exons. The coding region runs from base 1 to 1866 and encodes 621 amino acids. Gene Ontology annotation, molecular function: DNA-directed DNA polymerase activity; damaged DNA binding. NCBI's taxonomy places the organism in Eukaryota, Fungi, Ascomycota, Eurotiomycetes, Eurotiales, Aspergillaceae. The record is from RefSeq and is a predicted model, not a curated record. Gene Ontology annotation, biological process: translesion synthesis.
AUGGCUGCCGUACCAACGCGCAAUGACCGUCGAGUCAUCCUCCACCUGGACUACGACUGCUUCUACGCCUCGGUCUUUGAGGUAGAACAGCCAGCACUCAAGUCAGUACCUCUGGCAGUGCAGCAAAAGCAGAUCGUGGUAACAUGCAAUUAUGAAGCCCGCCGGCGUGGCUUGCACAAGCUUCAACUCAUCAAAGAUGCGAAACGCAUCUGUCCCGACGUGGUGAUUGUGCUGGGCGAAGAUUUGACUAAAUUUCGAGAUGUCUCCAAGGAGCUUUAUUCAUUCAUUCGUGGCUUUGUCUGGGGUGAACGAGUCGAGAGACUUGGCUUUGAUGAGCUUUCCUUGGAUGUUACCGACAUGAUCGAUUACAAUUUACAGAUCUUGAAUCCUCAUGAUCUGACCAACGCCUUUUUUCAGUUGGACGUGAAAGAUCCCACCGUCGGCUUUUCCUAUGAUGCGACUCGCUAUCUUGGAAAGACGGUUCCACUAUAUCCUGAAGGAAUCGCAACCCCGCUCGAGAUUGACUCCCUGGGCAUGAGGUUGCUCCUUGGCUCUCACCUAAUAGGAUAUUUGCGUACUCGGAUGGAACAUGACAAGGGCUUUACGGCUACUGGGGGAGUCUCAACCUCGAAAUUAUUGGCAAAGCUAGUGGGCAGUGUGCACAAACCGAAUCAACAGACGACCUUGCUUCCUCCAUACGAGACGAAGCACGAUUCAUCCUUGGAAGACAGCAAUGUUAUUCAAUUCAUGGAUUCUCACGACAUUCGAAAGAUCCCCGGUAUCGGAUCACGCCUUGCGCAGAAAUUGAGUCACAAGGUGAACAGCCACAGCGAUGCAGAGGGUGAUGGGGAAAGGAGAUUGACCGUUAGGGACGUCAGGCUCUUUCCCAGCAUGAGCUCAGCCACGCUUGAGAGGGUUUUGGGCGGGCCAGGUGCGCCAAAGGGAAUUGGCGUCAAGAUUUGGGGAAUUCUACAUGGUGUUGACAACACCAACGUCAUGGAGGCACGCGAUAUCCCCACUCAAAUCAGCAUCGAGGAUACUUAUGGCCGUGGGCGGCUCGCUACGCCCGAAGAUCUUCGACGUGAACUCGAAGUUCUCACCAGAAGCUUGAUCCGCCGGAUGAGGACGGACCUGCUGGACGAUACCGUCACCGAUGGGACUCAGCCCCGAUGGCUGGCUCAUCCCCGAACUUUGCGUCUCUCAACCCGGCCGCGAAAUGCCCCGGAGACAGACGGGGCGCGUUCCUAUAAUUGGAAUCGCAUCUCUCGUUCAGCGCCACUGCCGAGUUUUGUCUUUCACGUCGACGAGAAUGUCGACUCGAUUGCCGAGCGGCUGGUGCACGAGCACGCGAUGGUCAUGUUUCGCAAACUCCACCCUGAAAAGAGUGGGUGGGAUCUGCAACUCCUGAACAUCGCGGUGACCAACCUCGUCGAGAGCGCAGGAGACCAGAAACAGAGUCGUGGGCGAGACAUUGGCAAGAUGUUCCGUCAGCAAGAGGCGGUGCUAAAGAACUGGUCUGUGCACGAGUCCGGUCCGGCGGCGGAAGAACGAGCGGCAGUCGACCAUCGAGCCACUCCGAGUCCCCGCCAAGCCACUAGCCGCGAGGAAAGAAUGCAGCAGCCUGGCGAUUGCACGGGUGUCGCCGUCCAAGUCGCCGCGCAAGUCGCCGCAGCAGCGUGGAACAGGAACGAUCAAAGUGGCAGUGAAGAAUCGGAGGAUGCAGACUGGCAGGAUGAAGACGAAUGCGAUCGAUCGUGGCGAGUGAGUCCUGCCAAUGUGGAAUGUCCACUCUGCGGUGCCGUAAUGCCGCAAUUUGCCCAGUUGGCACAUCAGACUUUCCAUGCCACGGAGAAAGGGGGAGACUAA